ACCAUGGCGGACUACAAUCAACCCACAGCGGAUAUAGUAGCUUCCAUCAAGCAUUCCUACCACGCGUAUCGGCACACUGGAGACAUCGACCGCAAAGGCUCCUUCUUCUCUCCAGACUGCAUGCAAAUUUGCCGACCAACGCCUUCCUAUGCGGCAACCAAUCGUGAUGAGAUCGUGCAGUAUCUGCGAGACGCACAACAGGGGAAGAUACCAAUAGAUGCACCUGCUUCAUCCUCAACUUGCAUCUCGGGUCGCCCUGAUUGUUAUGCAACGGGAUCACGGGCGACAACGCGAGCAAAAGAGCGAAGCGUCUACACCAUACGCCCGUUGCGGCCCGGCGAGUUCGGAUUUGGCUCCGAUGACAUCACUGCGCCUGUUGGCUUGACUGUGGAACAGAUGAAAUCAAGAGCUAUUCAGGAAGGAUGGGUUGGAAUGCGCGUCAAUUUGUGGGACGAAGGAAAGGAAGGUCUUUUGGUGAAGGUUCAAUACUGGUGGCGCCUCAGAGAGACUGCGAACAACAAGAGAUUGGCGGGCGAUCAUUCAGGAACGGACUGGGAUCAAUGUUUGCACGAUAUCAUGUUCCUUGGUCCUAAGGACGGCACCGAAAACGAAGAGGAGUUGGAGUUGCUAGAAUAAAACCCGCGGACAAUGAAGAGUUCCGGAGUUGCGCAUUAUGUGCAAGUUCUAGAAGAGGUAGCAGACUAGCAGCCGUUGCAGGGCUUGGGAGGGGUAUGAUCGGCUAGACCUGCCGCUUGGAGCUUGGAGCGCCUGUAUAGAAUGCCAUCAACGAAUAAUGAAGAUAAGCAUAUAAUACCGUUGCAUGAGAGACUCCUACUUCCUUACUCACCGUACCUCAUCUUUUAAACACUCCUGCAUUCAUAAUGGCGCUCAUAUCAUUAUUGUUUCUA
This is a messenger RNA of Alternaria alternata, 908 nucleotides long. RefSeq lists its product as hypothetical. The record is from RefSeq and is a predicted model, not a curated record. NCBI's taxonomy places the organism in Eukaryota, Fungi, Ascomycota, Dothideomycetes, Pleosporales, Pleosporaceae. The transcript has a single exon. Bases 4 to 636 code for a protein of 210 amino acids.